This is a messenger RNA of Drosophila elegans, 624 nucleotides long. It is a transcript of the gene Pfdn6, whose product is annotated as probable prefoldin subunit 6. Gene Ontology annotation, molecular function: protein-folding chaperone binding. Gene Ontology annotation, cellular component: cytoplasm; prefoldin complex. The record is from RefSeq and is a predicted model, not a curated record. Lineage: Eukaryota; Metazoa; Arthropoda; Insecta; Diptera; Drosophilidae. Gene Ontology annotation, biological process: protein folding; chaperone-mediated protein complex assembly. The transcript is spliced from 3 exons. Bases 135 to 512 code for a protein of 125 amino acids.
UUUGUAAAAUCAUAAACGGGCACACUCCUCCCUUUUCACAUGCAUUUAGCCGAAUUUUGUUGAAAUUAUUAACAAUCGGUGAAACAUUUGCUUAGCCUAUAUUCAGCAAAAACGCCUGCAGCAACUCAAUCAAAAUGGACAAGAACAGCGCAGCGUUGUACAAAAAGAUGCAGACCGAGGUUGAGUCAUACCAGAACCUGCAAAAAUCCUGCGUCAAGAUGGUCAAACAGCGGGCCUUGCUGGAGAGCCAGCUGAACGAGAACAAGUGCGUCCUGGAGGAACUGAAUCUUCUGGGACCCGACAACAAGGUCUACAAGCUUUUCGGACCAGUUUUGGUCAAACAGGAGCUGGAGGACUCGCGCCAGAAUGUCGGAAAGCGCAUCGAAUACAUCUCCAAGGAGCUAAAGAGUUCCAGCGACACCCUGGAGAAUAUGGAAAAGGACAUGCUAAAGCAUCGGGAGGCCGUAGGCAAAUACCAACAGCAAUGGCAGGUGGCGGCGGCAAUGAAGUAAAGGUGUCCUGGACACAAACUAUUUAUAACUUAUUUUGGAAUAGCUUAGUGGCUUUAAUAAAUCACCUGGCGCGACCGCUUCAUUUUGAAAUCAAUAAACACAUUGAAACAUA